Molecule: messenger RNA, 2244 nt
Organism: Topomyia yanbarensis
Lineage: Eukaryota; Metazoa; Arthropoda; Insecta; Diptera; Culicidae
Exons: 1
Coding region: 1-2244 (747 amino acids)
Molecular function (GO): zinc ion binding; nucleic acid binding
Source: RefSeq, a predicted model, not a curated record
AUGCUUCGCCUGCAACGAUGUUUGUCUGGUCCUGCGCUUGAAACAGUACGUAGUCGGCUGGUGUUACCAGCAGCGGUGCCCCAAGUGAUCGAGACACUUCGUAUGCGAUUUGGACGUCCUGAGUUGCUGAUCAACGCUCUGCUACGCAAGGUGCGAGACAUCCCAGCACCACGGUCCGACAGAUUGGAAGGUCUCAUCGAUUUCGGGAUGGCGGUGCAAGCGUUAUGCGACCACAUCGAAGCGGCGAACGAACGCGCUCAUUUAUCGAAUCCUUCACUACUACAGGAACUCGUUGCAAAGCUUCCCGCAGAUCAAAGGAUGAUGUGGGCAGGAUAUAAGCGUAGUUGUCAAGUCGUCGAUUUAAAAACCUUCAGCGAUUACAUGACGUCGGUGGUGCAGGACGCGUCGAGCGUAGUAACCUUCGAACCUGAGUCCAGAAGGAACAACCCACGCGAUCGUCCGAAGAACAAAGCGUUCGUGAACACUCACGCGAUGGAAGGAGCAGUCAGUUCUGUACGGUCAAUGAAUGUGCCAACCGGCGCAGCGAAACAGUUUGACUGCGCACACUGCAGCAAAACUGGUCAUCGAGUGCGCGAGUGUAUUGCAUUUAAAGCGUUGCACGUCGACGACCGCUGGAGAAGAGUCCGAGCUUUAGGUCUUUGUCAGAAUUGUCUAUUCAGCCAUGGACGCAGGGCGUGUCGGAUUCGUAGUAGUUGUGACAUCGAGGGUUGUCAGUUCCGCCAUCAUCCACUGCUUCACUCUCUACGUGGGCCUCCAAAGGCUCCAGCAUCGAAUGCAUUAGUGGCGGAGAAUCACACCCACCGUCUUCUGACUUCGUCGACGCUGUUUCGGAUAAUUCCCGUGAUCCUACAUGGAAGCGACGUCUCGAUUGAUACCUUUGCAUUCUUGGACGAGGGAUCAGAUCUGACACUAAUGGAACAUGAUCUGGCUGUAUCGUUGGGUCUGAAAGGUAGCCCUCAGCCUUUGUGUCUACGCUGGACGGGAAACACUUCCCGCAUGGAAAAGGAAUCGCAACGCAUCACUUUCGAGAUCGCAGGUGAAGGACAGCACAAACGGCACAAGAUAGUGAACGCAAGAACGGUUCAAUGUCUCAAUCUGCCGAGUCAGAGUUUCCAGGUGGAAGAAGCAGCGACAAAACACGCGCACCUUAGGGGGAUUCCGGUUAGCAGCUACCAUAACGCAAAGCCUAAGAUCCUCAUAGGAAUCGACAACCUACGACUUGCGCUACCACUUAAAGUAAGAGAGGGCGAUGGUACCGGUCCUAUAGCUGCGAGAACCAGAUUGGGCUGGUGUGUCUACGGUCCGCGAGAAAGCGGUGACACCGAAGCUUAUAAUUUCCACGUAAGCAGGUGCGAUUGCGACGAAGAACUUCACGAUACGGUGAAGCAGUUUUUUGCCAUCGAAGAAGCAGGCGUGCGCCCGUCAAACAUUCCAAUGUCUAAGGAAGAACAACGAGCGCUAACCAUCCUGGAAACUACAACCCGACGAGUAGAGAACCGUUUCGAAACGGGUUUGUUGUGGAAAGAAGACAAUGUAGAAUUCCCGAACAGCUACACGAUGGCGGUACGUCGUUUAAAAUGUCUCGAACGCAGAAUGGAUCGCGAUCCGCUGCUAAAAGAGAACCUCCAUCGACAGAUGUGCGAAUACGAGGCAAAGGGUUACGCGCACAGGGCUACGAAAGCGGAGAUAGAUGCAGCGGACCCAAGAAGGGUAUGGUACCUCCCGGUGGGAGCGGUAAUAAACCCUAAGAAACCAGGAAAGGUCCGAGUUCUCAAAGGUCCGGAUCAACUCUCGUCACUUCCAGCCGUGCUAUUCCGCUUUCGACAGUAUGGGGUGGCGGUCAGCUCGGAUAUUCAGGAAAUGUUCCACCAAAUUCGUAUCCGAGAGGAAGAUAAGAAUUCCCAGCGCUUCUUGUGGCGCGCUUGUCCAUCGGAGAAACCUACGAUCUACUUGAUGGAUGUCGCUACCUUCGGGAGCACCUGUUCACCAGCUUCGGCACAAUUCGUCAAAAAUCGGAACGCAGUACAGCACGCUGAACUGUUUCCUGAGGCAUCGAAAGCGAUCGUCCACGAUCACUACGUUGACGAUUACCUGUCGAGUUUCGGAUCCGCAGAAGAGGCGACAAAGGUAGCAAACGACGUGCGAUACAUUCACGACCAAGGAGGCUUCAAAUUGCACAACUGGCGGUCAAAUAGCAGCACGGUCCUCGAGCAACUGGGCUAA